GCCAUUUGUAUCGUUGUAAACAUGAUAUGUAGCUACAAUUGUAAUUUUAAUUUUUUUGAGAAUUUUAGUGACAGAUUGAUAUUGUUAAUGAUGGUAGAUUGAAAUCUUGCAUACAGUAUAGUAGAUUAGAAAGAGUAUGCAAAAUGUCUGAUAUAGACGAUGACUUAGAAGCGGUGGUUAUAGAUAAUGGAACGUGGAUGAUAAAGGCUGGGUAUGCUGGUGACAAAACAGCCCGUGCUUACGAGAGAACAGUGAUUGGUACAGAUGUAGUGGGAGAAAGCAACAGUCAACGUAAGGAUGGAGCCGGUAUGAAGCUGUUUGGAGAUAGGGCUUGGUUCAACAGAAAGAGCAAGUUAACAUUUCCUAUGCACAGGGGAUCUGUCUGCGGCUGGGAUGAUAUGGAAAGCAUCUGGGAGUAUAUUUUCACACACGAACUGCGUGACGGUAUAGAGGGCCGCCCUAUUCUGAUAACAGAGGUUCCUGGUAACAGUCCCAAAAACAGACAGAAAAUGGUCGAGAUUAUGAUGGAGAAAUUUCGAGUUCCUGCUCUGUAUAUCACAGACCCAGCAGGAUUGGCUCUGAUCAGUUCCGGUCGAAUUACAGGGAUUGUGUUGGAUGUUGGCGGAAGUGUUACACAUGUCACAGCUAUACAUCAGGGGUCGCUUCUGAAUUGUAAUGGCGCAGGUGGAGCAGCGUAUCCUUGCAGAUCAGAUAUUGGUGGAAACGACGUGACUGAGUAUUUGUCAAAGAUAAUUGGAAAGAGCAACUUUGAACCUAGUGGUCAUGCAAUGGUUGAUAUAGAAGGUUUAAAGCAUUGUUUAUAUAAUUAUACAAUGUCAGAAAAUAAGGGAACUGACUACAGUUUUCCGGACGGCACCAGUGUUCGCGUUGAUGAGGAUAUGAUCAAUUGUGGGGACAUCUUGUUUCAUCCGGAUAAGAUAGGGUCGACUGCUCCAGGAAUAGAUAAACUCUUAUGUAAUGCUUUGCAUUCCUGUGAAGAUGACAUUAAGAAGGAACUACUGUCAAACAUUAUUAUCUCUGGAGGGACAACGCUCACACCAGGAGUUGUUGAACGGAUUGAGACACAUGUUAAAGAAGAAUUUGGAAAAUGUGACAAUAAAAUCUGCGUAAUUGCCCCUCCAGAAAGAAGGAAAUCUUCCUGGCUGGGUGGAUCUAUAGUAGCAUCACUGGAGAUAUUCCCAAAAAUAUGUAAAACUAGAGAAGACUAUACCGAGAAAGGUUGCACGGAGUUCACGACUUUUGCUGGAUUUGAGACUUUUCUGAUUUCAUGAAUUUGGGUAUUUAUCCAAACAUAAAGUCUUUUCUCAAAAUGUCGUGACAGUUCAUAACUUUGAGGAGCUGUUGUGAUUAAAGUGAUUUAGAGUGACUGAUAAUAGAAAACAUACUUCAGAAAGUCAUGGCAAUUGCAAAAAACUGUAUGUACAAUUUCCGUGAAAUGGCAGUGAAAACAAUACUUCUUUUGAAAGAGAACAUGCAAUGCUUUACUUUCCGAAUACUAUUGCAAAGAUUUAUGGGGAGGUUGUAAGUCAGAAUCAUGAUAAAGAUUUUAAACAGUUCAGUUUGGCCAUUUUACGGUGUGUUUUUAUCUCACCUGUAUUUGAAUGUUCGUUACAUUAAUUCCCGAUUUGCACCAUUGGAAUUGUUUGCUUACUAAUGCGACGUUGUUUUAACGACAACAAAACUAUACACCAUUGUUAGUGCCUCGUACACUGGACCAAGUUCACAGUUUAGGGAGGGGCGCAGAUGUGUUUACAAACGGCUCUUGUUUUGUUAUAAUGAAAGCUUGACAGAAGUAAUAUUUGUUUUAGCUGCUGCCAAGACUGUGUAAAAUUGUUUUUACACAGAUUUAAAUUUAAUGAUUUGAAAAAUAAAAUUGUGAAAGACAGAUACGCGUAAUUUUGGAUUGCCUCUCUUAAAAUACCAAAUGGCGACCUUAGUAAAGUACCACUUAUGCUAUAAUUUGAAUUGUCACAAUUGCAACACCAUGUUAUUUGAUGUGUUGUAGGGUAUACAGUGUGCCUGUCAAGUAUAUAGGUGGUACGUUUUGCCCUGGACACAUGUUAAUGAAGUAAUUGCCAACAGCUGUCGAAAUGAAAUGGUAUCGUGUGAAUUUCUCCAGUUUUUAGAAAGGAGACAAAUACACCAGAACUGUGACUAGAUUAUUGAAAAAGUACCUGCAAGAAUAAGAUUUACACUGUUCAAAUAUUGGAUGCCAUUUAUGUUUUGUAUUUUAAAUAAGGCUGUUGAUUUGUUAAGUUCUUCAGUUAUGUAGAGACAUUCUGGCUUGAUGUCAUGUAUAAGAUAUAUGCUAUAAACACAUUAGGUCUAUAGGUGUUUAUGUUUACCUUGUAAAGAUUUAUUCCUUUUGCAUAAUUUGCCUUAAUGAACUAAAUUUU
Mercenaria mercenaria is the source of this 2417-nucleotide messenger RNA. RefSeq lists its product as uncharacterized. The transcript has 9 exons. The coding region runs from base 144 to 1292 and encodes 382 amino acids. Lineage: Eukaryota; Metazoa; Mollusca; Bivalvia; Venerida; Veneridae. The record is from RefSeq and is a predicted model, not a curated record.